This is a messenger RNA of Gigantopelta aegis, 1025 nucleotides long. RefSeq lists its product as uncharacterized. NCBI's taxonomy places the organism in Eukaryota, Metazoa, Mollusca, Gastropoda, Neomphalida, Peltospiridae. Gene Ontology annotation, cellular component: nucleus. The coding region runs from base 371 to 1021 and encodes 216 amino acids. The record is from RefSeq and is a predicted model, not a curated record. The transcript is spliced from 7 exons.
AUUCUUUUAGCAGUAAGAACAAAUAAAGUAUGCAGAACACCGUUUCCGGUAUAACGAGCUCGAUGGAAAGUUGGCAGAGUUCACAGGUAAUUAGAACGAAGAAACGUUUGAUAGACUGGUUUAGGCGCUUCUUGUUAAACCAAAUGAAUCUUUCCGGAACCAGUGAAAUUGUCCGUAAACGUUAGCGUCGUUCAUUAUUGCUGAACGUACAACUUUUAUCGUCUGCUAGUGUCACUGACAGCAAUGGACAACAUUUAAGCAAAGAAAACGCGAAAACCAAACUGGACUGACCAAGAGAUGUUGGUAUUGGCCGACGGGGUCACGGAACAGCUGCAUAUAAUUAGGGGAACAUUUUCUCCGAUUUUAACAAAUGAAAAAAACCCAAGAAGCAUGGGCCAGUAUAACGAGCAAAAUCAAUGCGGUCACAGUAACAUGUGUCAGAACCAGUGAUGAAGUGAAAAAAAGGUGGCAGGAUGCCCAGUGUAGUGUUAAGAAGAAAGAAAGUAUGAGAGUAAAAGAAAGUGGAAAAACUGGUGGGGGACCAGCCCCUGAGGUUCUAUUCAAACCUUGGGAACUCAUUGUACUUCGGACACUGUCUGCAACUGCCAUUGUGGGCAUUGAAUGUGGAGUGGAUACGGGUAAAAGUGAAAUAUCUUUGCAGUCAACCGUCUCACAAGAACUUUCCACCAGUGUUAAGCAGAUUACAGAAGGUUUCAUGGAAGAAAAAAACAUUUCCAUCCACACAAGUCGUACAAGUUUACGCAAGGAUCAUGAUACGGCAUUGAAUACUGACACCCAUGAGCAGCGUGAGUGUAAAAGAAGUGCUGAUCAGAUUGCAGAGCAGCUGCUGCAUUUGAAACGGCAGAAACUUGACAAUGAUGCUGCAUACAGACAGCAGCACCUACAACUGCAAAAUAGAAUUGCCGUUUCCCUGGAAAAAAUCGCGAAUGCCUUAUCAACAUCAACAUACAGUGAGAAAGAAAAAGAAGUUUUGUCUGUAACACCAAUAAUUGAGUUUUAAAAUU